Molecule: messenger RNA, 2246 nt
Organism: Trachemys scripta elegans
Lineage: Eukaryota; Metazoa; Chordata; Testudines; Emydidae
Gene: CDKN2AIP
Product: CDKN2A interacting protein
Exons: 1
Coding region: 25-792 (255 amino acids)
Cellular component (GO): nucleoplasm; nucleolus
Source: RefSeq, a predicted model, not a curated record
AAAAGCGGCUCCCAGGCCAGCGCUAUGGCGACGGCUACCAAAAGCGGCUCCCAGGCCAGCGCUAUGGCGACGGCUACCAAAAGCGGCUCCCAGGCCAGCGCUGUGGCGACGGCUACCAAAAGCGGCUCCCAGGCCAGCGCUGUGGCGACGGCUACCAAAAGCAGCUCCCUGGCUAGCGCUCCGCCGGCGGCGACGGCUACCAAAAGCAGCUCCCUGGCCAGCGCUCUACUGGUGGCUUCCAAAAGCAGCUCCCAGGCCGGCGCUCCACCGGUGGCUUCCAAAAGCAGCUCCCAGACUACUGAAAGUCCCGCUAAAGUGUCAUGGAAGCCAUUAACAAGUGAAGAUGCAAAAGAAAGACAGCCUUUUUUCAAUAGACUGUACAAAUCUGUGGCCUGGAAGUUGGUUGCUGUUGGAGGUUUUAGUCCCAAUGUCAAUCAUGCAGAACUUCUAAACUCAUCCAUUCAGUCUGUGAAAGCCACUUUAGAUGUAACUUUUGUUCCACUGAAGGAACUUGCAGACUUACCUCAAAAUAAAAGCUCUCAUGAAAAUAUAGUUUGUGAACUGAGGUGCAAGUCUGUUUAUUUGGGUACUGGCUGUGGAAAAAGUAAGGAAAAUGCCAAAGCUAUAGCUUCAAGGGAAGCUUUGAAAUUAUUUCUAAAGAAGAAAGUUAUUGUAAAGAUAUGUAAAAGAAAGUACAAAGGACGUGAAAUUGAAGAUUUGGUACUUCUUGAUGAAGAAUCAAAACCCUCAAAUUUACCCCCAGCUUUAAGGAAUCCUCAAGAGAUCCUGUAGGACACACAAGAACUGAGGGUUACUUUUGUACUCUGAAAAUGUAGGCUUCCAGAUAUUUUGUAUUUCUCAGUUUUGCAGAACUACAUUAUUGUUCCUUUCACACGGUAGCAAUUGUAAAUAACUUCUUAUAGAUCACAAGAAGUGUGCAUUUAAAGGUAUGCCUUAAUAUAGAGCACACUAGCGUGCUGUUUUAUUUGCUAAAUAGUCUACCUAAGUCUUCUAAUUUUAAUUAAAAGAUUAAGGUACAAUUUGAUUAAAGUCUAAUAAUUUUGUAAUUCUUACAAUUUGGUGGUAGUGUGCUCAGUUGUCUACCAUGUCUUUUUAGCUGCAUAGGAAUGUAUAUAGGGACCAUAGUAUUUGAAUGGUUGAAAGUUGUUAAAUUUCAAGGAAAAGGUUGUCUGUUUGAAAUUUGUUGCCCAUAAUGUUCACUAUUCUUGUUGAAAAGAGAGAAAAUAGUUGGCUGACUAUUUUUAUGAAAAGUUGUAACAUUUUAAAGUUAAUCCUAAAAUAUGUGAUCCUGUUUAACAUUAUUACAAUAGCAAAUUGUCAGUAAAUAAUAAUCAGGGUGAUUUCAACCACCAAAACUCUUUAAGCAAAUUAAACUUGUGAAAUACCAUUUACACUUUGUUUUUCAGAUAAACAUGGAUUUCUAUAUAAGCAUAUUUUAUGACUGCUACUAUUAAAAAUAAUAAACUUUUGGGAUAUCCUCACUUUUAAUAUUUUGUUUUGGAUAUUAAAUGCUUUAAAAACUGACCAUUUUGAUAAAAGUUAGUAACAUCUUUUUGGGAAAAAAAAAAACCUUAUACAUUAAACUGGGUCAGAAGCAUCUGUGAAAAUGAUCAACAGAGCAGUACUUCUUUUUUUUUAUAUAAAAAGAAAAAUGUACACUGGCUUCAAUGUGGAAGGGUUUCAAGGUGUAGUUACUGGUGGUUCUUAUUGUUUUAUUAAGAUGCACAAGAGAUACUAAUGUAAAACUAGAAUAACAAUAUUUUCCAAUAAAUAAUGGAAUGUAUACUAUUCCCACUCUAUCAUCAAUUAAAUGUGGGGCAGAGGAAAUGCAGGUGCUUCUGCUGGGUUGAGUGUGUCUUCUGAAAUGAGUUUACACAUAUUUUGAGCCUUAUUUUACUCUGUUUACACACUCAGUUCUCACACUGAUAUCAGGAAGUUUCAUACAAAGAUCAAGGGAAACCAUGGCCCUUUAGGUGCAGCAGUCUGGAAAGAAUUAUAAAUGGAGUGUAUAAAACACUGGAUAAUAAAAGUAAUGGCUAAGAGCAUGUUGUUCAUAGUGUUUUUUCAAUUCUGUGAAAGGAGUUUCUCAAAUUUAAAAUGGUGGUAGUUAGGCACUUUUUCUAUGUAAAAAUGUGCUAUCUUACUCAACAGAUCUGCUCUAUACUAUCAAUAUCAAAUUCUACGACUGGUAUCACUGUAGAACUAAUAAAAGUUGAGGAAUGGUC